AUGUCCCUACUUGGAAAAGAAAAUACUGACCCACAUGACCCUUAUACCGAUGAACUUCCAGUUGCCGACCUAAUUUACUCCUUUGACUGGUCAAAAACUCCGCUAGGGGCCAUGUCAACAUGGGAACCUACCUUGAAAACUAUAGUUGAUGUAUGUGUGAACUUAAACUUUCCUAUUGGCAUUUACUAUGGUCCCGAAUUAAGGUUAAUAUAUAAUCAAAUGUGGCGGCCUAUUCUGAAAAUGAAACAUCCAGCAUUGGGCCUUCCCGCUAAGGAAGUGUGGUCCGAGAUAUACGAUGUUAUAGGACCCAUGUUUGAUACCGUGAUUUCAACUGCAAAAGGGAACUUCCAAGAUGAUACUUUGUUAUUAAUGCAUCGAGAAGGAUACGUCGAAGAAUGUUAUUUUUCAUUUACUUUUAGUCCAUUAUUUAAGAGUGAUGGAACUGUUGGAGGCAUUUUUAAUGCUGUCCAGGAGACGACAAAAAGGGUCCUGGCGGCUAGAAGAUUAAAGACUCUGGGAGAUUUAGGGAAUAGAACUACUGGUGCAAGAUCAGUAGAUAGCGCCUGUCAUCUGGUGUUAUCUGCUUUAAGAGAGAAUGUAGCCGAUCUGCCAUUUGCCUUGAUUUAUUACUUGGAAACUAACAAUAAAAAAAAAAAUGCUAAUUUAAUAGCAACAACGUUUGAUGAAAAUUUAGCAACAAUGGAAGGAGAGGAUGGUAAUGAAGAAUUAUUUUUUAAUGGGCAAUCAAAAAGAAAUCUCCCAGAUUACUUGUUGGAAACACCUGAUAUUGUUGAGAUACAUGGUGAUCAUGCAAAUGUAAGAAGUAAAAAAGAAAUAAUGGAUAGUGAAUGUAUCAUCACUCAUACUUGGCCUUUACAAGAAGUUGCUACCAAGAAUUCUCAUGUUAUUGUAAAACUUAAAGAUGGUUCCAAAGCGAUCCUCUUGCCGGUAAACACGUCAUUUUCUGGAAAAACGGAUGUAACUGCUAUACUAAUAUGUGGACUUAACGCGAGAAGAAAACUUGAUAACGAUUACUCGGAAUUCUUACAUCUUGUAGUCGGUCAUGUAAGUUCGGGUUUAUCACAUGGGAGAUCGAGGGAAGAAGAAAGGAAACAAGCCGAAAUUCUCGCGGAUCUAAAUCGACAAAAAAUUAUGUUUUUCCAAAAUAUUAGUCAUGAGUUGAGAACUCCUUUGACUUUGAUGCUUUCACCAUUAGAUGAUGUGAUAUCAAAUAUUUCGGAUCAUUCGCAAAGUUUAACCCAUCUUCAAAUGAUAAGACGUAACGCUCGUAGACUACUUAAACUUGUUAAUACAUUAUUACAGUUUUCUCGAACCGAGACUAGUAACUUGGAAGCACAAUUUCGUGAAACCGAAAUCGCAAAGUUUACUUCAGAACUUGCUUCAAGUUUUGAGAGUAUGGCUAAAUCAUUGGAUGUGACAUUUACUAUCGAUGUACCAGAUCAAGUUGAAUUAGAUCGACAAUUGACUAAGAAAGUUUUUAUUGAUCGAGAUAUGUAUGAAAAAAUUUUAUUCAAUUUAUGUUCAAACGCUUUUAAACAUACUUGGAGUGGAGGUGUUACGGUCAAGUUAUAUUCAGAUAAUAAAGAUGGUAAAGAAUUUAUUGUGCUUCAGGUUACAGAUACAGGCGUUGGUAUACCAGAAAAUCACAUUUCUAAGUUAUUUCAACGUUUUUAUCGCGUUGAAUCGCGCCAAUCACGGAGCCAUGAAGGAACUGGAAUUGGUCUUGCGCUUGUGCAAGAAUUAAUUCAACGUCAUGGCGGUGAUAUAUUUGUGGAAUCUGUAGUGGAUCAAGGUAGUACGUUUAAAGUCUGGAUACCUACUGGAUGGGAACAUUUACCACCGAAAAAAGUUUAUUUUGGUGAAGAAUUAUUUGAAAAUGUUCGGGAUAAACAAUUAUUUUCAAGUCGUGAACUUUAUAUCGAAGAAGCAGAACAAUGGAUUCAAAGGAGUCAAACUGAUGAUAUUGAUGGUAUUGACCAGAGAUCCGAUCAAGGCAUGGAUUUAGAUGAUUCCAUCGAGUCCUCGACUCUCGAAAUAGAUAUCCCUGGAACGGAAACAAGAGAAAUCCCGUCAUCAUGGGAUGAUCCUUUUACCGCAUCGGGCAAAAAAUUUAAAAUACUUAUUGUAGAUGACAAUACUGAUAUGAGAAAAUAUUUAUCUGGAGUAUUGAGGAAUGAUUUUGAAAUAUGCUGUGCUUGUGAUGGUCGGGAUGCUUUGAAAAUUUUGAGAAAGAUUGAUGUUGCGCCGGAUUUAGUGUUAAGCGAUAUUAUGAUGCCUAAUAUGAAUGGAAUUGAUUUACUAAGAACUUUGAGAAAUAAUCGAUCAACCCAAAUGAUUCCUAUAAUUUUACUAUCCGCAAAAGCUGGAGAAGAAGCUAGUAUUGAAGGGUUGGACUUUGGAGCUGAUGAUUAUUUGACCAAGCCAUUCAGUGCUAAGGAAUUGAUUGCUCGAAUACGAGUUAAUAUUAAACUUUACUAUCUUCGUCAACAACUCUACUUGGAGCAAAAGCGUCAAGCAGAAACAAGACAGUUGUUGUUCUCAAUCAGUAGUAAAAUUCGAUCGGAAUUAAAUAUUCAUGAUAUUCUUUCAACAGCUACUGAAGAGGUUCAUAAAAUCUUAUCAUGUGAUAGGAUAUAUAUUGCUGUUGCAGAUCAAAAGGACAGUGCCAAUUCAAAAAUCUUGACAUUUUCAACAAAAGAUCCAAAAGAACCAAAUUUGAAAGGACAAAAGAUCCGUUUCUCAAUGGAUGAAAAGGAUAAAUAUUUUAUACCAUUGGCAUCAGGAGAUUUAGGUCAAAGUAACUUUGACUCACAUAAUGCUAUCCAAUUUAUUCGACAAACAAUAGAAAAUCCUGAUGAAACUGCUAAAGAAUUUGAAGUUUCAGUUUUUCCAGAUUAUCAUUCCCCUGUAGUUAAUCGUCAUGUUUCAUCAAUUGUACUUCCAAUUAAAGUCAAAGUCAAUUCAAAAGUAUGGGGAUGGAUAAUUGCAGAUAGACCUCAAAACGAUUCUUGGUUCGAUAAUGAAAAGAUAUUUUUACAACAAAUGUCGAAUCAAAUUAGUUUAGCUAUUACCCAUGCUACACUUUUGGAAGAUAAUUUGAAGAAGGAUGCACUAAUGGAAGCGGCUAAAGCUGCAAAUGAAGCUAAAGGUCAAAUUUUGGCUAAUACUUCUCAUGAAUUACGAACACCACUUGGAGCAAUUAUAGGAGUAUUAUCAGCAUUCGAAGAGACCCAACUUUCAGAAGAACAAAAAGACAUGGUUCAUAUAAUGACUAGAGCUUCCGAUGUAGUCUUAUCAGUUGUAAAUGAUAUCUUAGAUGCAGCAAAAUUGGAAGCACAAAAGAUUACUUUAAUAAAUAGAACUUUUGAUUUAUUUGAUUUAAUGGAAAAAACCAUAGAAAUUUUUGGUGAAAAAGCUGGUACCAAACAAGUUGAAUUGAUUUUGUGUUGCGAACCAACUUCUUUGCCGAAAUAUGUCAAAUCGGAUCCAGAAAGCAUUAAAUUUACCGAAGAAGGAGAAAUUUGUCUUAAGGUUUCCAUGACAAAUACAAACGAAAUUGCCCUUGAUGAAACUGGAGCGAGCAAAGAAUUUACUAAAGUGAAAAAAGGAACAUUAUUUGUUGAAAUAAUCGAUACCGGCAUUGGAAUUGAUCCGUCAUUUAUUAAAGAUAUUUGGGAAAGUUUCUCUCAAGGAGAUGCUUCAAUGACAAGACGCCAAGAUGGAACAGGAUUAGGUCUUUCAAUUUGUAAACACCUAGUAAUGAUUAAUGGGGGUGAAAUGGGAGUUCAAAGUGAUUUUGGAAACGGAAGCCGAUUUUGGUUCACUUGGAUUGUUGAAGCUUUACCUUUAUCUGCCAUACCAAUUACGUCCAUUUCACAAUUUUCAUCUGCCGAAAUCUCAAUGAACGACGAAAAAACUGGAUUAAUUUUACCCUCUAUAAUAAGAUCAAAACGUGUUUUAAUAAUUGAUCCUAUUACGACAGCUCGAAAUGCUUUGGUUAAAUUAAUUGGAGCUAGUGUAGAGAGAAUUGAUGCAUUUGAUACUUCUGAUAAGGGAAUUACAUUAGCAAAAGAAUGGCGGGGAACCCAUAAUGAACCAUUGUAUGAUAUUGUAUUUUUCAACGUUCGUGAAAAUAAUAAAGAAGAAAUUAAAAAAGCUGCUAAAGAGUUAAGAAUUUGUGGAAAAGAAGAUCUUUGCGUAGCACUUAUGGUAAGUUCUUCCGUAAAAGGACGCGCUUUAGGGCAGGAACUUAUGAGAGAUAUUGAAGGAAGUAUUACGACAUUAUGCAAGCCAAUAAUGCAAAAGAGAUUAUUGGAUUGUUUGCAUAAUGAUGAAAUUUUCAAGUCAUCGAUCUCAUCCGCACCAGAACCGAUACAUGAUUAUAAUUCUGUAAAAUCAUUAGCAGACAUAAGGGUUGAAAAAUAUUAUCGCCAUAAACGACCAUUACCAGAAAUUCCAAAAGUUUUAGAGAAAUCGCCAGUAGUUAAUAAUCAAAUGAUUGUUGAUGAGACGCAAGAGCAAUCGAGUUUAGAAGGAUUUAAAAAGACAUCAUAUUCAAAUACAAAAAAGACAUCCCUGAAAAGAAUGGCACAUGCUGAAGACCAUAUUCAAUCUAUUGAUGAGUAUCCUGCUUCAAAAUAUAGAUCGCGACCCAUUUCAAAUUCAAAGUGCAUUUUAUGUGUGGAGGAUAAUCCUAUAAAUCUUAAGGUUAUACAACAUCAACUUUCAAAACUUGGAUAUCAGACCAUAGCGGCAACGAAUGGACAAGAAGCAGUUAAUUUAAUCCAAGCAGAAUCGGGACAUAGCGGAAGAAUUUCUUUGAUAUUAAUGGACUGUGCUAUGCCUGUCAUGUCGGGAUUUGAUGCUUCAAAAGCCAUAAGGGCCAUACCGUCAACGAUAUCAAGAAUUCCUAUCAUUGCUUUAACAGCGUCAGCAGUUCAAGGCACGAGAGAUAAAUGCAUCGAGGCUGGAAUGAAUGAUUAUUUAACCAAACCAUUGAAAAUCGGUCAACUUAAAGAGAUGCUGGCUCAAUGGCUUGGAGAGGAUUAG
Funneliformis geosporum is the source of this 5070-nucleotide messenger RNA. NCBI's taxonomy places the organism in Eukaryota, Fungi, Glomeromycota, Glomeromycetes, Glomerales, Glomeraceae. The record is from the annotation of a GenBank genome assembly.